CCUAAAUCAAGUCCAAAAAAGAAAUAAUAAUAAAUGGCUAAAACGUCUUUUUACCAGGCUAUAUCAUCUUUAAUAAAAAAAGAAAAAAGUUAUCAUUUAAAAUUAAAUCAACAUAGUAGUACCUACACAAUAUGUAGUAGUUAUUUAAAAUAAAUCGUUAAUUUUCCCUAGUUUUGUUGCCUGUUCUGCUAAUUAAUUUUCAUUUUAUGUUAGAAUCCAAAGAAAGACGUCAAAUCCCCUUGAGAUGUGUCUGCAGGGUAUAAGGGGAAGCGAAAGUGAUGCUCAAAAUAAGAUGAGGGAAAACUUUAAAAUGAUGUGGGAACAGCAUCCUAAUUUUGGAAGGAAUUCUAUCCUCUGGGAAGAAUGGUGGCGACAAGUGGUCAAGCUAACUCUACAAGAUCAUCUUCCAGUGGGUGCUGACACAAGAAGCUUAGGGAACACUUUAAUCAAUGAUUUCAAAACCUCCAAAUGUUGGGAUGUAGCAGCUGGAAGCGAUACAUUGCUGCAAAUAAUAAAAAAGAAGGGGAUAGCUAUAGGAGUGAUUUCGAAUUCAGACCCUCGUCUUUACGAUAUUCUUCAAAAUUUAGGCUUAAGUAAAUAUUUUGAUUUCAUUUUAACCUCUUAUGAUUGUGGAUUUAGUAAACCUGAUAGUAGAAUAUUUCAAGAAGCUCUUCUACAAUGUAAAGAGAUAACUAAGGCAAGUGAAUCUUUGCAUAUUGGUGAUGAUCUUGAGAAGGAUUACAUUGGUGCAAGAGAAUCUGGCUGGCAUGCAUUACUGAUAUCAAAUAAUGAAACCAAGAUACCACCAGCUAAGGAUCAUGUGUUCGCAAAUAUAGAUCUAUUAAGUAUAGCCAUUAGUCAAAAUAAACUUAAGUUAGUUUAAAUUUUGUUAUUAUAGGUUUAGUGUUGAAGGAUAAACUAGACAUUUAAACAGCAGCAAAAAAAUUAAAUCCAGUCAAUCAUCCCCAUUUUAAUCAAAAUUUUUAGAAUGAGAGUGAUGACUGGAUAUUUUCUAGCAGCUGCUGAGACUAUAUUAAGUUUUACAAAGAAAAUAUACAUUCAUUAGAACAUACCUUUAAAAACAAAGCACCUAUAUUAAGCAAUGAAAAAUGAAUACAUUUAGAUAUGUAAGAUGAAGUGUGUUCACUGUAUUUUCUUCUUUUUCAUUUAAAAUUAUUAUAUUUUAGUAAUUCGUAAAUUAGGUUGUUAAUUAAGUAACUGUCAGAACUAAUGGAAAUCAUUCCUACCAUCACACACCAUGAGACUUGAGGUGAAAUACUCAAUUUAAUUUAUGUAUAAAUCUCAUAUAUAGGUCUCAAUCAAUUUAUUUAAUGGCCUGCUUUUCACAUCAGAGCAUAAAAGUGCUUCAUGGUUGAAAAACAGGAUGGCACUUACCCAUGCAGGCCUAGAUUAUACCAAUUCCAUCAGUAAUUGUGUAAAUUUGUAGGUUUAAUUUUUAUUACACAACUGUUACUUGCUUGUGAAGGAAAAGUGUAAAUUUUUCUUAAGAUAAUAAAACUUUCCCUUGGUAAUGUGAUUAUUUUCUUAAAGCAUAAAACGUAGCGCAUGUCACACACCUGACCUAAAACUAUCACUACAAAAUAUCAUGUCAAUCCAUUUUGUUUCGACUUGAAAGAUAAACAAACAAAUACAUCUACAAUGCAGUUAAAUUAUAUUGAAUUGUGUUGAUUAUGCUGGCACAGUCAUUAUUCGGUUUAAAUCCACUUUCUUCAUAUUCGAAACAUAUUUUGGGCAUUUUGUGGCAUAUAUAUGAGUCGUGGUCUACAGGACCUUUGAAGAUGCAGCAAAGGUUCUUCGUCUUGAUAUCGUCAUACCAAGAAUAUAACUGUUUUUCUCUGUAAUAAUAUAAAGAAACACAAAAAUAAUGUAAAAUAAAUAUAUUAUUUAUAAAAACGUUGGUAGGAUGAAUGCAAACAAAAAAAACUAACAUGAACUCCAGUUUCUCUAGAAAAUUGCGACAUGUUUUUUCCUUCUCUAGAUAUAAAUUAAUGAUUUCACACCAAGAUCAAUGCCAUCAAGGUCUCUGAAAGCGUCUACAGAAAUGUAUAUCACGAGUUCAAAUCGUCGGGGACUAAAUUCAGUUUGUGUUUUUGUAAAUUUACUGCUAAAUUUCAAUAUUAACGAUUGGAAAUUAAAGUUGACGCUUUGCAAUAUUGGUCUCUGUAAAGAAUUUACCGUUGGAAAUUUUGAGGGACAAGAAACGAUUAGUGUGAAUAAUAAUAUUCUCCGUCUCUGGGACAAGUACGAAAAUGUUACGCACUUCACGGUAGCAUCUCGCGGCAUCUCGCUCAAGCAGUGGACAAUUGGACAUUGGACAUUGGAUAAAAUAAACCUAUUUAGUUGCCAACCCUAGCAUAAAGCAAAACUGUAGAUAUGCUUUAAAAAGUAUAGAAAACUAUAAAUAUCAAAUUAAAAACAGUAAAUCUACAUCUUUAUCUUUAUAUUAUAUUUUGUAUAAUUUAAUAAUAGUAAUAAAUUCUUACAUUAUAAGGAGGGCAUUAAAAACAAGAAAAAUCGUGUAGGUAAUUAACAAAAUUUUAAUCUAAUUAAAUGUCAAAAUCAAGUCUCAAAGUUGCAACUAUUUCAGUGCCUGGAUGUUAGUUAUUAUUACUAGCGAAUAUUUUAUUUUCAAUUUGUAAGUCUUCUUGAUUUUCCAUUUCAUCUUUACUUUUGUUGAAAUCGUCCAUAUUUUUAUUGAUUUUUUUGAAACGGUCAUAUUUUGUCACGUGGAACUCGAAAUAACAAUUUUUAAUUUCUGACUUUGUGUACAAGGUAUCUUUAAUUGUGCGGGUAGAAAGUUAAUUUCUUAGUUUCGUUUUGUAAUAAAAUAAAUGAAGCUAACAUCUUACUAAAAAAGUGGAUUUCGAGGUCUAAACUGAAAACUGAGAGAAUUUCCGAAAAUCUGUAGAUGUAACUGUAGACUGUAGAUCGUUUCCGAAAAACUGUUGCCAACCCUACAGUUUUAACUGCACCGUGCACUGCACGGCAUGGGCAGUGAAAUACAUAACAAAGUAAAAAAACAUGAAGAUAAAAUCUUUUUUUCUUAUAAGGCUGCCAGUGCCAUUUAAUAAGUAAAUGCCGCUAAUACCUACGCCAUCGAACACACCGAUGGCGCGGUUUCCCUUGAUUUUACUUUGGAUUUGACCAUGCAGUUUUGCUGGGUAUACGAAUAAUACAUAAUUUUUAAGAAUUUAAUUAUUUCUGUUUUCAAGUUCCUUAUGUUGCAAAUUAAAAUGUAUGCUUAAAAUUAUGUUUCUAAAUAUUAUCGCCUGACAAACUUACAAAAAGUGUAACACAUUGGUCAGAAGUGUUCACU
Molecule: messenger RNA, 3337 nt
Organism: Bombyx mandarina (wild silkworm)
Lineage: Eukaryota; Metazoa; Arthropoda; Insecta; Lepidoptera; Bombycidae
Product: rhythmically expressed gene 2 protein
Cellular component (GO): nucleus
Source: RefSeq, a predicted model, not a curated record